Messenger RNA from Penaeus chinensis, 3032 nucleotides. RefSeq lists its product as uncharacterized. The record is from RefSeq and is a predicted model, not a curated record. The transcript is spliced from 7 exons. Bases 375 to 1613 code for a protein of 412 amino acids. Lineage: Eukaryota; Metazoa; Arthropoda; Malacostraca; Decapoda; Penaeidae.
ACCAGUGUCUUUGUGUAUUGCGGGUCUGGCCUGUGGAAGAUUUUCCUUCAUUUUUCGAGGAUGAACUACGGUCCUGGAUCCUAGAGAGGGAGCUUAGAGGUCGUGGCGUUUAGUUUGUAAGGUACUCUGUCCGUGUGCGUGUGGCUAAGUCCAUCCCCCUCCUCCUCUCUCCCCGUUUCAAGACAGAAAAAGGCAGAAUAUGAGUGAACGCGAGACGGAGUGAAACCGCCAUUUUGUAAUUCGUCGCGUGUUCCUUAUUUUCCCGAAAACGACUCGGGACUGACAAUGUUUUGCUUCAGACUCGACAAAGUGUGGUGAUUGAAGGAUAAAAUAUAUUUUAAAAAAAGGGGGAAAUAACAUAUAUAGUAUAAAAGAUGGCCAAAGAAUAUUAUCUCCUGCUCUUAAUGGGGAUGGUAGGAGUUCAUUGCACAACAGAAGGGACUCUGCAAUGGCAACCUGCAGGAUUACCCAUUGUGCAGGAUCUGAAAGGACCUCGCAACACACCCUUAGGAAGCGUGUCUGUGACGGAAGCGAAGACCAGUCGCCAAGAGGAGGCCGAUUUAUAUGGAAAUUCUACGGAUAAAACAAAAGUGAAGCUCCCCAGCCUUCCGUGCAGUACCAACAGCGACUGUUCACGCUGGAGUGACCCCCUGCUGGUGUGCGUGGAGGAACAGUGUACGUGUCGGUCUCCUUACUGUUGGGUGUACCAUCUGGAGAGCUCGGGAUGGACGUCGCGCUAUAUUUUCAGCUGCGGGACGUGUGGCACUCUGGGCUCCUCCUGCAACGCCAGCAUGGUCUGCGAAUACCCGGGCGUGUGUUUCGAGGACGGGUAUUGCCACUGCGGACAGGGAGAGAACUUCAACAACAUUUGCGUGGUCACGGAUAACAGCUGGAUGUACAUCAUCGUCCUCGGCGGCCUGGGGGUCGUCACCGUCAUUGGUUUCGUAAUAAUCAUCUUCAAUUUGUUAAGGAAUCCACCCUGGCGCCAGCAAGAGCCCUGGUGUUGCGGCCUUUGCAAGGGAGCCGCAAGGCCGAAGCGCCGUCGGUCCAUUGAGAAAACGCCCGCCUUCACCAUCCAGACGAUGUACUCGAGUCAGUCCGAGGAACACAAACAGGAUGCUGGCGGCGACUCGACUCACGAGCAAAACCGCCGAGAGUUGCGCGAAUCGGCAGCUUCCGGAGACGAGGUCGGGAGCGUGUCUUCAGCCGCGACUCAGACGACCCUCUUGAGCGGCAGGAGCCUCGCGUCCGACGUCGGCGCCGCCAACACUGUCGUCGCAGAAGCAGUGGCGAACCGAACGCUGGAGGACGACGCUCCUGAAGACCGGGUUCCUAGGAUACCUGAUGAACAGGGAUCUGUGAAAUCUGAAGAACAGUUUUCUGUGAAAUCCGAAGAACAGCUAUCCAACAAUUCCUUAUCGAGCAGUUGUUCCCACGAGCGGUGCCAACUGUGUCUUCCCAAAGGCUUGUCCUCCAGACCUCCCAGCGCCGGCCCUCCUACCCCGUCUACGCCUCCUACAGGCACGACACCGAGGCAGUCCCCCUCCUCCAGGAGGCCGUACGCCCCGAACUCCAACGACGAGGAACUAGGAACUGAAAUCACGUCUUUAUAGGCCAGGCGGGAGGAGUACAGUAUGGGUGAAGGAGGUCAUUAAGUCGUAGUUACAACUGAGGUGAAAAACGGACGUUGGCAAUGUUAUUUUACUGUGUGCGUGCGUGUGCGUGUAUGUGUGUGUGUGUUUGUGCGUGUGCGCGUGCGUGCGUGCGUGCUUCAGCAGUUUCUAAAUAUUGAUUCGCAUCUGAAAGACCCUUUUUCCAUGAGCUUAAUUUACGAUAGAAUUGAACCCAUGUUGAUUCUUAUAAGUCCUCGUUAGCAAAAGGUUAAAGAGGAAAUGAUUAAAAAAGAAAAGAAUAAUGAUAAUCGAAACCAAUAAGGAAAAUGCAGACCUCACUGAUAGAAGAUUGUCUCGCCCAUUUAUCAGCAACGUAUAUUUAUAAUGAUAUGUUGUAAUUGAGAAAUACCUGCUGUCACUUAGUGAGUGACAAACAAAUAACAAAUCAUUACUAUUAUUUAUUUUAUCGCAGUUUGUUUAUUCUUGAAAAGUUUAUAUAUAUAUAUAUAUUUAUAUAUAUAUUCUUAUAUAUAAGUCAUACUGAAAUUGUUUGAUAAAUUAGCAUUUUAUUGUUAUUAGAAUGUUUAAUUUACAAAAAAAAAAUAAUAAUAAUAAAAUAAGUGACAGAUAAAACUAAUUCUCCUUGGUUUUAAUCAGCUGUUGAACUUAAAAUAUCUAUAUAGAGGUCGUACUGAGAUCAAGGUUGAUAUAUUAACAAUGCUUUAUUGCUAAAAUGUUAUAUAUAUAUAUAUAUAUAUAUAUAUAUAAUCAGUCAAAUAUUAGAAGGAGCAAGAGAGGCGUUAAACAGUAGCUUACAAGUGCAAUUCACAUGACACUAUUAAGCUACGUGUACAUAUGUAUAUAUACAGAGUAUAAACCUAUAAUGUUAGAUUGUUUUCUCUAUCUUCUUCUCUAUAAAUGCAUAAACUGAAACCAUAUUAUCCAUACAACUAUACAAUUCGUGUGUGAGUUGUCCUUGAAAAAGUGGUUAAAAGUUCCCGGUUAAUUACGCUAUUUCUGCAAAUCUUUAUCGUUUUUUUUUUUUGUUUGUUUGUUUUUUUGGGUUAUUCUUAAACCCUCUGUGAUAAGAUAUAUUAUGGAUUAUAAUAAAUAAAGAGUAAGUAUCAUUAUGUAGAAUAUUUUGUAUAUAAUUACUUAAUUUUCUUGAAUUGAUGUGAUUCCAGUUAGUUAUAAUGUGUAUUUUACGGUUUGAUGCUUCUGAAAGGUAAUAAAGUCAUUUUGUCUUUACCAAGUUUCCUGUGUUUUGUGAUAUAUUAAUCCCCAAAUAUUUUGUCAUGGAUUUUUGUACAUAUUUCUCUGGAGACGUUGUUCUCCCUUCCCUUUGACUUUCUCUCUCUCUCUCUCUCACUCUCUCUCUCUCUCUCUCUCUCUCUCUCUCUCUCUCUCUGUCUCUCUCUC